Molecule: messenger RNA, 1614 nt
Organism: Laccaria bicolor S238N-H82
Lineage: Eukaryota; Fungi; Basidiomycota; Agaricomycetes; Agaricales; Hydnangiaceae
Product: major facilitator superfamily
Exons: 10
Coding region: 1-1614 (537 amino acids)
Biological process (GO): transmembrane transport
Molecular function (GO): transmembrane transporter activity
Source: RefSeq, a predicted model, not a curated record
AUGCUGUUGGAAAUUCUGCAUCACGGGUCGACCUCAAGCAAGUCGCGCCUCUCACACCAGUAUCAAGUUUAUCCCCCCGGGCCCCACACAGAGAUGGAAGCUAAAACAUCUACCAUUUCCAACCAACACAGACCAGAACCUCCUUACAGCAUAUAUACGAAAAAGGAGAAGUGGGUCAUUGUAAUGUUGACGGCGUUUUCGGGGCUUUUUAGUCCUUUAACGGCCAGUAUAUACUUUCCAGCGAUUCCAGCUAUCUCAAAGGCAUUUCGCAAAUCUAUAGAACUCAUCAACCUCACUGUCACGAUGUACAUGAUUUUACAAGGCGUAGCGCCUAUGGUCUGGGGUACGAUAUCGGAUCGUCGGGGAAGAAGGCCGAUUACCGCCAUUUGCUUACUGAUCCUCUCUUUGUCGUGUGUUGGAUUGGCUCUCACGCCGACGUCGGAUUAUUGGUUAUUGAUGGUCCUUCGGUGUUUACAAGCGGCAGGGUCAGCUAGCACAAUUGCCAUAGGUGCAGGCGUCAUUGGGGAUAUUUCAACUCGAGAAGAACGUGGAGGGUUUUUCGGAUUCUUUACGCUUGGUCCAAUGGUUGGACCAUCCAUCGGACCUGUGAUAGGUGGCGUGCUCUCAGAUAAGCUGGGCUGGAGAUUCGCCUUCUCAAUGACAUCCCGUGUUCAAUGGGCCUUUGACUCUAGGUUCUUACCAGAGACGUUACGUGCUCUCGUUGGUAACGGUAGCGUUGUGCCCUCGCCCGUUCAUCGACCAGUUUUUCAGAUCAUUGGACAUGGAAGGCGUAACGAUGCGUCCAGUAUCAUGCUCCAGCCGGUCCCGCAGAAUCCAUUCAGGCUAUUUCUCAACGUCGAUGUUUUAAUUUUGCUUGCAAUCAACGCCAUCAUCUGUAGCGUAUACUAUGGUGUUAUUGCGACAAUGUCAACCCUUCUUGGGUCUGCAUACCCGUUCCUCAACGAAACGACGAUCGGGUUGUGCUUUCUUGCAGCUGGCGGCGGAAUGAUACUCGGCAGCAGCAUUUCAGGACGCGUUUUGGAUCGAGAAUACCGAGCUUUUAAAGCCCAAGAAGAAUUUCAAAUGGCUACAAAUAUUUUCGGAAUUCAGGUCGAAUCGAGCAAUGCUAAGGAUGAUAGUUUUCCCAUCGAGAAGGUAAACACAAGUAUCUUCAAGCCAGAACGUCGAUUCCUGAUUGGAACACCAGGCGCGACUGAGGUUACUGCCAUACCAUAUUGUUUUGUUGGCCGCCGCAUGUGCGGCAUAUGGGUGGUGCCUCCAAAAACGGGUCAAUAUCGCCGGCCCAUUGAUUCUACAAAUUAUCGUGCCCUGCUAGUCGGUUAUGCUUCAAUUGCCAUUAUGAACGCAACUUCGACAUUGAUGAUUGAUUUGGCACCUAGCCAAAGUUCCUCAAUCACUGCUUGUAAUAACCUCGUGCGAUGCACCUUGAGCGCCGUUUUGGUUUCCGUGAUCCAACUCAUUUUGGAUGGGAUUGGGAUUGGCUGGACCUACGUACUUUUAUGCGGAGUAACCUUGAUUUCAGUGCCUCUUAUCUUCCUAUCCAUAAAGCUUGGUCCCGCUUGUCGUGCUCGCAGGCGAAGCGCUGGUCAAUAA